AUAAACUUAUUAAAUAGGAUGGCCACUUCGCCACUCUGGUCGGCUUUGGCAUGACUCACUCGGCGGCUGGGGUUUCCAGUCCAGUUCUCAAUGAGGUGGCUCUCCAGCUGCACGACUGUGCCCAGUAUAAUCUGCUCUACAAACCAGGUCUGGAGAUUUGUGCGGGGGACUCCAGUUCCAACAUCUGUGGCGGCGACUCAGGUGGUCCCCUGCUGUGUGACAACGUGGACGGGUCCUUCAACGUGUGUGGGGUUGUAAGCAGGGCCAUGGGGGGACACAACAGCUGUACAUCUUCCCCCGCAGUAUUCACCAAUGUGUCACACUACUCAGAAUGGAUAGAGACAACUAUGACUGAAUAUUCUUAGAUGGAUCGAUUAUAAAUGCAUAUGGUCACAUUUAAAGGAAUUGCUGGUUAAAAUGUACUUGGCAGAGAAGGUUCCGACCAGAGUAAUAUAUCUAUAUUAUAUAGAGAGAAAACGCCUGUUAUCUUUGCGCAAUGAAAAAAAAGCAU
Molecule: messenger RNA, 511 nt
Organism: Symsagittifera roscoffensis
Lineage: Eukaryota; Metazoa; Xenacoelomorpha; Acoela; Convolutidae
Product: serine protease 41-like
Exons: 3
Coding region: 51-365 (104 amino acids)
Biological process (GO): proteolysis
Molecular function (GO): serine-type endopeptidase activity
Source: RefSeq, a predicted model, not a curated record